Spirodela intermedia is the source of this 4133-nucleotide messenger RNA. NCBI's taxonomy places the organism in Eukaryota, Viridiplantae, Streptophyta, Magnoliopsida, Alismatales, Araceae. The record is from the annotation of a GenBank genome assembly.
AUGGCGGCUGCUGUUGCAAUAGGCAGUACUCCUCUCUCAUCCUCUCUAUCUGUCCAAGAGAAGGGGAGUAGAAACAAGAGAAAAUUUCGAGCUGAUUCACCUCUGCCUGACCUUCACAAACUUGUUGGACCACAAAUUGAUCAUAUAACUUAUGAAUUGCCACCAGAGAAGCCUUCAGGAAAGUCUAAUCUUGAAAAUCAUCCCAGGUUGUGCGACUUGUGCAACAUUGCUGUGGGUCAUCCGCGGGAGGAAAUGGGUAUGGAAGAACUCCAAGAAGUAGAUUGGGAUGGACCAGCAGAGGCCAAACUGGAGAACCUUCUUUUAAAACAUUUGGACAGCAUUUUUAAGACUGCGAUUAGGAAAAUUGUUUCCCAUGGAUUUACCAAGGAGGUUGCCACUAAAGCUAUCAUGAGGACAGGCCUAUAUUAUGGUGACAAGGAUACAGUUUCAAAUAUUGUGGAUAAUACAUUGAAACUCCUAAAGAAUGAGCCAGGGGGGCAACCCUCUUCUGGUGAGUAUUGCUUUGAAGAUUUGCAACAAUUGCAGAAGUAUGUUUUGGCUGAAAUGAUUUGUGUUCUUAUGGAGGUCCGUCCUUUCCUCAGCAUAGGAAAUGCAAUGUGGUGUCUUCUAUUAUGUGAUAUCAAUGUUUCACAUGCAUGCGAAAUUGAAAACGAUCCUUUAAACAGCUUCUGCAGUGAUGAUUCGAGAGAUGAUCGAUCUGACAUCCAGUCAAAACCAGAUGCAAAUGUUUCCAGUGCUGCCGGCUUGAGUGUGGCUGACUUUAGUACCUCAGAGCCCGAGAAAACCAACCCUGUGUUGUCUUCUCCUCAACAUGUCCCUCAGGCUGAAUUGCCAACUGUGAGUGGCAUCCCAAAUUUGCCAGCUGGUAGGUUCUCUGCAUCAAGGAACGUUCAGGGUAUCAGAUUCGCUCCUAAGUCGGGACAAGGAAAAGUGUUUGCGUCCUCUGAUCCCUCUGCAGAGGAAUCGAACACUUCGUCUGAAUCACAACCAGUUCCAUCAAAAGAAAAGUGUGUGGUUGGUAAAAAGGGGCAUGGAGGAACUUCUAAGAGAGAAUCCAUCCUUCGUCAGAAGCCAAUUCACUUUGAGAAGAGCUAUCGGGGGUAUGGAAGUAAAGGUAGUUUGAGAACAACGAAACUCGGUACCCAAGGUAAUUUUGUUUUUGACAGAAAAGGUACAACAGUUUCUGCUUCCAAUGGUGCAAGUUUGAAUAAUACCUCAAUGAAGUUGAGUGAAGGUGUUGGCCGGGAUGUUAGUCGAGCAGAUAAUAGUUCAAACCUUUGUUUCAGUACUAGGAUAUCUGGAAGUUCUUCCGGGCCGAAUUCAUUGAAAAGCCCAUCUUCGUUAUCUACAUUCAAUACUGAACUUUCUUUAUCAUUAACUCCUACGAGGAGCGACGGUGUUAAUCAUAAAUUGAACUCUUGUUCUGAGGCUGAAAGCUGCAGUAGUUUCCAUGGAGUACCAUCAGAUAAAAGAUGUGAACAGUGGGUUCCGGAGGACAAGAGGGAUGAGACAUUGCUGAAGUUUGUUUCACGUGCCAGAGCAUUGCAAGCACAGCUGCAGGAAUGGACUGAGUGGGCACAACAGAGGGUAAUGCAGACCGCUCAUAGACUGAACAAAGACAAGGCUGAGCUACAAAGCUUGAGACGUGAGAAGGAGGAGGUGAUUCGUCUCAGGAAGGAGAGGAAAUCUUUGGAAGAAAGCUCUUUGAAAAGACUUGCAGAACUAGAGAAUGCAUUGAUAAAAGCUGGUCAUCAGGUUAAUAGGACGAAUGCAUCAGUGCAAAAGCUUCGGGGUGAAAAUGUCAAAUUAAGGUAUGACGUGGAGGCUGCAAAGUUACAUGCUGCAGAAUCAGCCGCCAGUUGUCAGCAAGUCUCCAACAGGGAGGUGAAGAGAAACAAGCAGUUCCAGUCGUGGGACAGAGAAAGGGCAUCUCUGCAGGGGGAGUUUCUAGCUGAAAAGCAUAAACUAACGCAAGUACAGCAACAAGUGACACGAGCUAAGGAGGAUCUAGAUCAACUUGAGGUAAAUAGUUUUAAGCCUAUUGGAGCGUUGCCUUCUGAUGUGCGCAGAUUUUUGGUGUUUGUUCUACUGAGUUUGUUGCUGGAAAGCACUUUAACAUUUUAUUUCUUUGACCACUAUCAUUUUAUUUUUAUCCGUAUAAAUUUGCAGUUACUCCUUGUCUUUAGCUGAAUCUUGAGAGUUGAUGGGCAGAAACGUUCUUUUAUAUAUUAUUCAGCGUACAAUAUUUCUUUCUCUUCUUUUUUUGUUCCUUUUUCUUGCUCUGCGAUCAGUUUAUUCACUCCACAGAUCAUAGCACUAGGGCACAAUGAAGGGUAGAUUAAGGCAGUGAGUCUAGACCUGAAUAUCUCUAUAGACGGGAGGUUGCAUUCCGCGUACACUGAUGGCAAAUCUAGAGCUGCCACUUAUUGAGAACCUGAAUGCCUUUUUCAUUUUAUUGGAUUGUUUUAUGUUUUCGGUUGUGAUUGAACGCCGUGCCUUCUGGUUGAGUUUUGCAUCAAUGACACUCGAGUACAGAAAAUAAAUAAAUUAUAUAUAUAUAUAUAUAUAUAUAUAUGAGAGCUCCAUUUACACUUAGGGAAAAGAUCAACGUUUUAAGUUUCGGGUAAUUUGUCUGCUGAUCUACUCUUUGGGUGUUCUCCUGUUUUCGGUUCUGCUUCAUGUUGUUGUUAAUUUAUUUAUUUCCUGAAGAUGGAUGAGAGUAACUAUAGAGAAGGAGAAGCCAUCCAACAAAUUUUUAGAGCAAGCAUUAUACAAACAAAGUGAACAAUAUUAAACGAAUGUUUGCCGUAUUAAUGCAGUUAAAUAAUUUCAGAGUUGUGUUUAUUCUUAGCUACCAUGCUCCUAUUCACUACGAUAUUUGUGAAAGUGUGAAGGAUGAGACUCGCUUUUCCUCCUAUCAGAGCUAUUAAUGGCAAUUUCCUUUUUUCCGGCCAAUAUGCAGCCUCCCUCCCCUGUCUUGUCUGUUCUAUUCUUAUCUGCAGCAUCAGUAGAAUGAGCAUUCAUGAGUACAGAAAUUUCUUCAUAUCCAUCUAUAGUAACAUCAAGUUUGGCUUCACUGAUAAUCUAGAGAGAGAUAGAGAGAGAGAGAGAGAAGGGGGCCUAUAACGAGAAGUCAACGUUUCCAUUCUCGUUACUUUCUUACCUGUAUUUUAUUUUAUUUUGAUCCUCGUUCGAGGAAGUUCUCAUGAAAUAUUGGAGACUAGUAACUUUGAGAUGGCGGGAGAGGAAAUUAUUAUGAUCUGAAUGGGAAUCCAAUCUAAGGUAAGAAGUGAGAAUUCCCCAAAGUGAUGAUCUGAUAUUUCUGAUUUUACAAACCUUCUCUCAAUGGAAGUCGCUGUAGGUUGAGGGGAUUGUGGGUUCUCCUUUGAAUCGUGAUAUUUCUAGGUUGCUCAGCCUCUGUCAAAUGAGCUCAUUUUCUUCAGUAAUUUAGUUCUAAAAUCCCCAUUAAUUCAUGCUACCAUUGGAUCAUCUGCUCUCUCUCUCUCUCUCUCUCUCUCUCUCUCUCUCUCUCUCUCUCUCUCUCUCUCUCUGUGAUGAUGAUGAUGAUGAUGAUGAUGAUGAUGGGAUGGAACUGGAACCUGCAGGCGAGGUGGGUCCAAGAGGAGAAGAUGAAAGCGGAGGCGCUCAAGAGAGCGGAUGCAGAGCGAGAGGAGCGGGAGCUGCUCGAGGCCUCCGCAAAGUCUGAGGAAGAAGCCAUGAAAGCCGAGGCGGAGGACAAUCUGAGGGGAUACAAGGACGAGAUCCGGAGACUGGAAGCCGAGAUCGCCCGGCUGAGGCUCACGGCGGCGGACCCCGCCAAGAAGCUGGCGGCGGCGCCGCGGUGGGACUCCGGCGGGUUCCCGGCGGCGGAGGAGGAAGAGGAAGAAGAAGAAGAAGAAGAGGAAGAGGGGGAAGAGGAAGAAGAGGUGAGGAGGGAGAGGGAAUGCGUGAUGUGCCUGUGCGAGGAGAUGUCGGUGGUGUUCCUGCCCUGCGCGCACCAGGUGGUCUGCGCCAAGUGCAACGAGCUCCAUGAGAAGCAGGGGAUGAGGGACUGCCCCUCUUGCAGGGCUCCCAUCCAGCAGAGAAUCAGGGUCCGCUACAGAGAUUCUUAA